Heteronotia binoei (common prickly gecko) is the source of this 1027-nucleotide messenger RNA. Its product is annotated as integrin alpha-E-like. Gene Ontology annotation, cellular component: integrin complex; external side of plasma membrane. NCBI's taxonomy places the organism in Eukaryota, Metazoa, Chordata, Lepidosauria, Squamata, Gekkonidae. The record is from RefSeq and is a predicted model, not a curated record. Gene Ontology annotation, molecular function: integrin binding. Gene Ontology annotation, biological process: cell-matrix adhesion; integrin-mediated signaling pathway; cell adhesion mediated by integrin. The transcript has 6 exons. Bases 192 to 677 code for a protein of 161 amino acids.
CAGCCCCGCCGCCGCCUCCGCCGUCGAACCGCCAGCGCGCCCGCCGCCAUUUCAAACCCGGCUCUCGCGAGAACUCCAAUCGUCGAGCGAGACUCGGCGGGAGCAGCGGCGGCGAGAGGGGACUUGGUGGCGCGCGGGAGGCGGGCGGCGCCGGUUUGUCCUUCGACGUCGCGCUCAGCCAAUCGCGGCGGAUGGAGGAGGGCGGGGCUAAGGCGUUUCACCCGGGCGUCGCCGUCGUCAUAGAGAAAACCACAGUGUGCAGAACUGCAAGUGACUUCAUAAGGAAAGAUUCUGGACACAUCAGCUCAGAGAACAGUGAGCCAAUCCAAUACCAGCUUGUGACCUGUGCUAUUGUGUCGGAGAAAGAGAAAGUUACUGUGACCGCAGAGCUGACUUUAGUCAGUUCUUUGCAGGUCUUUAAAAACAGCACUGGUUUGGUCGUUACUGGAAAAAUAAUUUUCAACAGAGACCUUUAUGUGGGCUUGAAUGAAAAACUCCAUAAAACAGAGAUCACUGUUUUUUUGCUGAAAGAGAUUGACUUUAAUUAUAUUCCUGUCCUUGUUGGAAGCUCUGUCGCUGGGAUUUUGGUCUUGGCUUUUAUUGUUGUUAUCCUUUAUAAGGGUGGCUUUUUCAAAAGGAAUUACAAAAAAAUGUUAGAAGAUCAGCGCAGAUCCUAAGUGAGGCAAGAUUCCAAUUAUAGGGGAAAUCACCCAGGAACUCCCUUGGGCUGUAUAGAAAAAAAGAAAAAUCCAACUUAUCCAAGCUGAAAAAAGCUUCCGAUUCUGACUUGGCACCAUUUACUUCUGAUCUGGGAAUUUUACAGAGUGGGGAGUUGGAUGAGCUGCAGAGCCAGCCUGAGCAGAGUUAUGCUCUUUGUCCAUUUAACUUUGAGCUUAGAAAGGUGUGACUUUGCUUGGGUUUGCAGUGAGAAUCAUUCACUUGCUUAGAUUGCAAGUGGUUUGGAUUUUAGCACGACUUGGUCAAAUGUGGCCUCUUCUGGCUGAAUAAAAAAGAAAGUUUACGUCAC